AUGCAUGCAACCGCAGCAAUUUUGUGUGUCUUCCUCGGUUGUUGCAGCAAUGUUGUUUUUCUGGAGCUUCUUGUUAAAGAAGAUCCUGGAAGUGGAAACCUUAUUACAUUUUCACAGUUCCUUUUUAUAUCAAUAGAAGGAUUUUUAUUCACUUCAAAAUGUGGGAAUGCAAAACGCAAUAUAGGAAUAAAGGAUUAUUUUGUAUUGGUAACCAUGUUCUUCAUUACAAAUGUUUGUAACAACUAUGCAUUUGAUUUUAACAUACCUAUGCCAUUGCAUAUGAUAUUCAGAGCUGGUUCUCUGAUAGCGAAUAUGAUUAUGGGUAUUAUUAUUUUAAAGAAAAAAUAUGUGUUCAGCAAAUAUUUAUCAGUGUUUAUGAUUACUCUGGGUAUUGCUAUUUGUACAAUCGUGAGUGGUAAAGAAAUUAAAUCACUGCAAGCUAAGAGUGGUGAACAAGUUCUUACAACACCAUUUGAAGACCUGUUUUGGUGGAUAUUGGGUAUAUCAUUAUUGACUGUUGCAUUAUUUGUUUCUGCCAGGAUGGGCAUUUAUCAAGAAGUAUUACAUGAAAAGUAUGGAAAAAAUGCAAGAGAGGCAUUAUAUUAUACGCACUUACUGCCUAUGCCAUUCUUUUUAACAUUGGCUCCUAAUAUCUGGGAUCAUUUUACAUAUGCACUUGCUUCAGAACCAAUGUAUCUAUCAAUAAUUAAUUUACAUGUACCAAAAUUAAUUGUGUACCUUAUAGGAAACAUUCUAACACAAUACUUGUGCAUUAGUUCUGUUUUCGUAUUAACAACAGAAUGCACAUCUCUCACUGUAACGUUAGUAAUAACGUUAAGAAAAUUUUUAUCUUUAAUUUUCUCCAUAGUGUAUUUUCAAAAUCCGUUUACGGUGUACCACUGGAUUGGUACACUCCUUGUCUUUUUAGGAACAGUGAUUUUUACAGAAAUAUUACCAAAGAUUUCAGAAAGUCUGUGGCCUGAAGGGAAAGUAAAGAAGGUGCAAUAA
Dufourea novaeangliae is the source of this 1008-nucleotide messenger RNA. It is a transcript of the gene Efr, whose product is annotated as UDP-xylose and UDP-N-acetylglucosamine transporter-like. The coding region runs from base 1 to 1008 and encodes 335 amino acids. The transcript is spliced from 5 exons. Gene Ontology annotation, molecular function: UDP-N-acetylglucosamine transmembrane transporter activity; UDP-xylose transmembrane transporter activity. Gene Ontology annotation, cellular component: Golgi membrane; endoplasmic reticulum membrane. NCBI's taxonomy places the organism in Eukaryota, Metazoa, Arthropoda, Insecta, Hymenoptera, Halictidae. The record is from RefSeq and is a predicted model, not a curated record. Gene Ontology annotation, biological process: transmembrane transport.